GGGGGUGGUUUGUCUGCUUUGAUAAACCGGCCUCUCGUUGUCGGGCCGCUGAUGUGAGCGGGGUACGGAGUGUGAAAUAACAAGAAGGGAGCGUUUGGAACGUAGUGUUGCAGUGUGAGCGCGAGAACGGCGGCUGCCAUGGUUUCCCUGGGCUCUGACUACCUCCAGUGUAACCCUGUGGUAUAGUAAUCAAUGAUGGAUAAAAUACUGGAAGCCCUCAUCACUUCUUCACAUCCCCUAACAGUGAAGAAGGGGAUUGUGAAGAAAGUGGUAGAUGCAGCUGAGAACUCAGUUGACCGAGAGCAAUGCAAGGCGAUGUUUGAUCUCACGACAAGAUUAAUUUUAAUUGGGGAGGACAGUUUCCAGAAACAAGUAGGUCUUCAGGUCCUUGAUGCCUAUGCCAGGUACCAUCGUUGUGAAUUUGAAGAGUUCUUUAACAAGGGCUUUAUUCUAAACCUUCUGCAACAAGGUUAUGGAUCAUUAGAUAAGAAAGAUAUCGCCAUUAUUGACUAUAUCCACAUGGGACUAAAGCUUAUAAUGAGCUGCCCUUCUGUACUUGAAAUCUUUGGCUGCAUGCACACUGAGGUACUGCGAUUAGUUUGUGAGAGACCAGAGCCUUUGCUGUGUGCUAGGUUGAGUGAGUUGUUGUCUGACUUUGUACACUGCAUCCCAAGGGGUAAAUCAGCAGUGCUGUUUUGCCAGCAGCUUGUAAGGACUAUAACUCAGUUCCAAUGCAAUGCUACACAGGAGGAAGAGAUUCGUGGAUUUAUUUCUCAGGUGAACAAAGUAAGCAAUUUGCUACAAAGCAUUUGGAAAGCUGAGCCUGGUGCACUUCUGCCUUCUCUUCAAGAGGUAUUCGUAAUAAUCUCUGCUACAGAUUCUAUAUUUGAACCAUCUAUUGCCCUAGCAAGUCUUGUACAGCACAUCCCAUUACAAAUGAUUACAGUUCUCAUUCGAAGCCUGAUCACAGAUCAAAACGUCAAAGAUGCCAGCAUGACUUGUGCUCUCUGCAGGAUGAUUGAUUGGCUGUCCUGGCCUUUGGCUCAGCAUGUCGAGACAUGGGUGAUCGCGCUGCUCAAAGGAUUGGCUUCAGUCCAGAAGUUCACUAUCCUCAUAGAUGUCACUUUGCUUAAGAUCGAACAGGUAUUUCAUCGCCUUUGGUAUCCUAUUGUGCGGCCUGGUGCUUUAACGGUUCUUUCACACAUGCUGCUCAGUUUUCAGCAUUCUCCAGAAGCCUUUCAUUUAAUUGUUCCCCACAUUAUAAAGCUAGUUCAGUUCCUGAAAGAUGAAGAUUCGCCUACCAGUAAAAUCUUCCUCAUGCAGUUGACUGAGUUGAUGCAUUGUAUGAUGUAUCAGUAUUCUGGGUUUCCUGAUCUCUAUGAACCUAUUCUUGAGGCCAUUAAGGACUUGCCAAAGCCUUCUGAAGAGAAGAUGAAGAUGACUCUUAAUCAAAGUGCUUGGACAUCGCACUCAAAUUCUUUGGCAUCUUGUUUGUCAAGGCUUUCAGGAAAAUCUGAAACUGGAAAAACUGGGUUAAUAAACCUGGGCAAUACCUGCUAUAUGAACAGUGUCAUUCAAGCAUUAUUUAUGGCUACAGAUUUCAGAAGAUCUGUUUUAUCACUGAACCUAAAUGGAGCUCGUUCUUUGAUGAGAAAACUGCAACUUCUCUUUGCUUUUUUGGCUCACACACAGAGAGCAGCAUAUGCUCCACAGAGCUUCUUUGAAGAAUCAAGACCACCAUGGUUCACCCCUGGGUCCCAGCAAGACUGUUCUGAAUACCUCAGGUUUCUUUUGGAUAGGUUACACGAAGAAGAAAAAACUUGUAGAAUUCUUCAUGAGAAUUCCCCACAAAGCAGUAGCAGUUCAGCAUAUGACUGCAGCUCUCUAGAGCAUCCCGAGGAAACAUCACCUCUCUCUCAAGCAAAUCUGCCAGGAAUUGAUGAUGGGAAAACACUAAUAGAGAAGAUGUUUGGAGGCAAACUGCAAACCACAAUACGCUGUCUAAACUGUAAGAGCACCUCUCAGAAACAGGAGGCUUUCACCGAUCUCUCUCUAGCCUUUCCACCAUGCCUUGAAGAUGUUGUAGAAGCUGGACCCACACAGUUGCUUGCCCCAGCAGACUAUGAAAGCACAAUGCCUCAUUGUCGUACUGCAGUAGUCUCUGAUGCUCCUCACAGUGAGCCUCCUUUAAUUCACGGCAUUCAGGUGGAAGAAAUUGGACAUGGAUCAGAGGUGGUGGAUGAUAUGCUUCAAAAGUUUCCACUGCAACCCAUUGCUUCUGUAGAUUCCUGUAGUCUGUCAGUGCCAUCUGAUAAACUGGUCUCAGUUCACAGCAAUAAAUCCAUUGAGCAGAAUGACAAAACUAAAUCUGUCCCUCAUCUAAUAAGUUAUUUUUUGGCCCCUGAAAUUCUCAAUGGAGAGAACAAGUACUACUGUGAAAAAUGUGCCUCGUUGCAAAAUGCACAGAAGGUUAUGCAGGUAGUUGAUGAACCUGAAUACCUCAUUCUCACUCUCCUGAGAUUUUCAUAUGAUUCAAAGAGUCACAUAAGGCGGAAAAUUCUGGAUGAUGUGGCACUUCCUCUUGUUUUACAGUUACCUGUUGAAAAAACAUCUUCAAAAUCACCAGCGCUCAGCCAAUCCCUGCUGUCUGACUCACCUGAAAACCUGCCUAAAAAAUUGAAAUCCUCUGGUUCAGUAGACUCAAGUGAUUCACAGCCAGUAUCUUACCUCCUCUCAUCUAUUGUGGUGCAUUCUGGAAUGUCAUCUGAGAGUGGGCACUAUUACUGCUAUGCCAGAAACACAAAUUCAGGAUCUGUAGGCCAAUUAUGCUAUAAGACUAACCUUGCAGGUCUGUCCUCUCAGGGUUGUGCAACAGAUAGUGAUGAUUCUAACACUUCAGUUAUUUGGCAUGAUCCAAACUGCAAAGAGACAUCAAAGGAGUGGUUUCUGUUCAAUGACAGCAGAGUGACUUUCACAUCCUUUCAAUCUGUUCAGAACAUCACCAGCAGGUUUCCUAAGGACACAGCAUAUGUCUUGUUUUACAGGAAGCAAGGUGCUAAUUGUGGAGUCUACCCAGGUGCAAUAAACGGACUGUGGGUAAAUGGAGAGCCACCACUGCAGAAGGAACUCAUGGAUGCAAUCACUAAAGACAACAAACUUUACCUACAGGAACAAGAGUUAAAUGCCCGUACCAGAGCACUGCAAGCAUCCUCUGCUACAUGUUCGUUUCGCCCACGCGGUUUUGAUGAUAGUGAUCCACCGGGGAGUUGCGGCCCAAGUGGCGGUGGGGGAGGAAGUGGUGGCUUUAAUACUAUUAGCCGUCUUGUCUUCUGAGACUCCUUCAACAAGGCCAACUUUCUUCUCUCCCCUUCCUCCUGCCGACAAAUGGGGAAAUUGUGUAUCACGUCACUCUAUGGGUCAGAAUCUAUUGAUGAAGUCUCAAGAUGCUUCCAGUUGUUUUAUUUGUUUUCCCGGCCCAUUUGGCAUUUUGAGAAAAAAAUGACUUGUACUAAUUAUUUCCUUGCUAAUUCUUAAUGUAGGGAAAAAGAUGGGAAAAAUAUUCAUGAUUGCAAUAAUUUUUAAUGUUUGUAGGUUUCUUAACCUUACAGCUGAAUUUCACCCUAACUAUAUUUGCAUGAUGAAUUUUGUAAAUAAGACAUUCAGCAUUGUAAUGUGUAUUUGUAUAAAGGCUGUAAAUACAUUGAGUGAACUUUUAAAACCCAUAACUAAUCAAAAUAUUGAGAUGGUAAUUUUUUAAAUUGCCAUAUUUCUAUUAUUGCAUUUCUUUGUUAUUUUUGAAUGUGUAAAUAACAUCUUGCAAUUUCAGGGAGCAGUGUUUGUCACAGAUUUGAUAGUCAUUUUGCUCUUUUUUUGUGUGAUUGUGCAUGUGUGCCUUGAGAUCAGUAUAGACUAGGUACUUCUAGGAUGCAAGAACAGAAUUUGAGAGUUAUUUUUUCAGACUUUUUUUUUGAAAAUGCACAUCCUUGGGAGAGGGAGGAUAAUUACUUAUGUUUGUCAUAGAUGUAACUUAACAUCUUAAAUCUUGUUUACGUUUUGAAGUUUCUAAGAAACCCUGCCAUCACUUGAAGAGAUCUGAGGUUUAUUGCACAUAUAUACUAAAUAUAAAAGGCUAACACAGUGUUUGCUCCUGUGUUUGUUCAUGGCUGAUGCAGUGAUUUAACUACUGAAUAAUUCCAAGCAUUGUCAAACUUAUGAAUGUGUUGAGAAUUGUUCUAGCAUUGGGUGGACUACAGUGCUAACUAAGAACUUAUUAUAAAACUGAAUAUUUAUAAAUAUUUAAAUGUAUAGGACAUACAUAUGAUUAGGAAACAAACAACUUACUGGAAAAGUGUUGCCUGUUAUUCAAUAACAGGUUUUCACUAAAUUAUUGUUUGUUUUUAUUUUAGUAAUGCACUGUUAUACUUUAGGAUAUAACUUUUUCAAAAACAUUUAAACACAAUUAGCAAUGAUUUCCAACUUCAUCUAGUGACUAGCAAUGAUCAAUGACUGCUGAGUCAUUUUUAUUUUGCACCAGUUUUCCUUCAAUCAGUAUCUAAUAUCAGACACUGAUGAUACAACAAAACUGUUCAUUCUAUUUUACAUAGCUUUUUAUUUUUGGCUUAUUUUUAAAAUAGCUCUAUUGGCUUGAUUUCAUUUUCCCCAGCUCUUUUUGGAAAAUCUUUAUCUUACAAACAUUAAUAUGUGCAGUUUCUUUUUUUUGUUGUGCCCAUUUUGUACCACAGGCCCUUAACAAUAAAGCAGAACUGCUUGUUA
This is a messenger RNA of Carcharodon carcharias (great white shark), 4773 nucleotides long. It is a transcript of the gene usp38, whose product is annotated as ubiquitin specific peptidase 38. The record is from RefSeq and is a predicted model, not a curated record. The transcript has 11 exons. Gene Ontology annotation, molecular function: cysteine-type endopeptidase activity; cysteine-type deubiquitinase activity. Gene Ontology annotation, biological process: ubiquitin-dependent protein catabolic process; protein deubiquitination. Bases 193 to 3333 code for a protein of 1046 amino acids. Gene Ontology annotation, cellular component: cytosol; nucleus. Lineage: Eukaryota; Metazoa; Chordata; Chondrichthyes; Lamniformes; Lamnidae.